AUGCGAUGGAGAUCGAAGACUCAUACUUUUCAUAUGCCUCAAGGAGAGGUUAUUGUGAUGGUUGUGGACGUAGCAAUGAUUAUUGGUCUCCCUACAAAAGGUACACCUGUCACCGGCCUAUCUGGUACAAGAAAUUUGAUUCAUGUUAUAUCGCUACUAUAUGGGAGGACCGCGACUAUAAUUGAUUUAAGGGGUGCCUCUUUUAAGACUUCUUUGUUGGAUUUACAUUUUACGAAUGUUAAUGAUUUCAUUCAUUAUGAAGAGGAACUUGUACGCUUCAUGCAGAUGUGGGUGUGGGCUAGGUCCCUUACCAUUGCUCUGAAUAUUAUUUCAGCUCUCCCAUAUUACAACGAUAGUACACCAGUUCGUGUAAGAUGGAUUGGGCAUAAGACAAUCUUCUAUAAUCUAUCAAAGUAUAGGAUGACUGAGCAUCAGACCUAG
Molecule: messenger RNA, 441 nt
Organism: Gastrolobium bilobum
Lineage: Eukaryota; Viridiplantae; Streptophyta; Magnoliopsida; Fabales; Fabaceae
Product: protein MAIN-LIKE 2-like
Exons: 4
Coding region: 1-441 (146 amino acids)
Source: RefSeq, a predicted model, not a curated record